Dibothriocephalus latus is the source of this 255-nucleotide messenger RNA. The record is from the annotation of a GenBank genome assembly. NCBI's taxonomy places the organism in Eukaryota, Metazoa, Platyhelminthes, Cestoda, Diphyllobothriidea, Diphyllobothriidae.
AUGUGAAUGACAAUGCGCCCGAGUUUCGCUACCCCAACACUUCCAUCCUGCUGCACAUGGCACCGGACGAGACUCUGGGACACAAAAUUCUCACUGUGCAGGCGGUCGAUCGAGACGAGGGCGAGAAUGCUCGCAUCUCCUACAGCAUCCGCUCAGAAAUUCCCAUUCCGCCAGAUGGGCCCGGCACUGGAUGUUUCGCCAUUGACGAGGCCAGUGGACUCAUUUUCCUCACUAGGUAUGCACCUCUACAUAUAA